AUGGUGAUCCAACAGGUGCACAGCAGGGGGCGAGUGGCAGCUGAGAGAAGGGGAGGUCACUCUGACGACAAGAAACAGCCACUGUUGGCGUUGCUGAUCUUGGUGCUAUAUGUGGGCACAGGAAUAUCAGGAAGAAGCUGGGGGGUGUCAGAAAGAAUCAGAGAAUGUAACUACGUCCAGAAUCCUAUGACUUCCCAGGUGUUUGAAUACCAGACCAAUGACCCCUCAGAAGAGCCAAUCAAGGUCAUCAGGACCUGGUGGAAGGAGAACUUGCAUGUUUUCGUGGAGAAGCUAGAGAAAGAGGUGCGAGACCUGGAACAGCUGGUGCGAAACCUGGAGGAGUGGCUGGAUGCCCUCCUGGGAGACGGGUACCCAGAGGAGCCCGGCGCCACCCUCAAAAAUCACUCGUCCAACUCUAGGGGGAGUGGAUGGGAUACAAUUGGCCCAUCUCAUUCACUGGAGUUUCUGGUGCUGAGCCAGGCUCUGUGCCAGGCAGCCUUUGGAUUGAGUGAGCUUGGGGAGGACCAGGUGCUCCGGGACAGAGCUGCUCAUACAAGAAACAGCCUGGGCCCCUUCCUGACAAGAGGCUUUGGACCACACGUGAUGACCUGA
Lipotes vexillifer (Yangtze River dolphin) is the source of this 612-nucleotide messenger RNA. RefSeq names its product small integral membrane protein 23 (gene SMIM23). NCBI's taxonomy places the organism in Eukaryota, Metazoa, Chordata, Mammalia, Artiodactyla, Lipotidae. The transcript has 5 exons. The record is from RefSeq and is a predicted model, not a curated record. Bases 1 to 612 code for a protein of 203 amino acids.